Galeopterus variegatus (Sunda flying lemur) is the source of this 5002-nucleotide messenger RNA. RefSeq names its product PRP40 pre-mRNA processing factor 40 homolog A (S. cerevisiae) (gene PRPF40A). NCBI's taxonomy places the organism in Eukaryota, Metazoa, Chordata, Mammalia, Dermoptera, Cynocephalidae. The transcript has 26 exons. The record is from RefSeq and is a predicted model, not a curated record. Gene Ontology annotation, cellular component: U1 snRNP; U2-type prespliceosome. Gene Ontology annotation, biological process: mRNA cis splicing, via spliceosome. The coding region runs from base 142 to 3069 and encodes 975 amino acids. Gene Ontology annotation, molecular function: protein binding; RNA binding.
CGUGUGUCAACGGCGCACACUGAUUGGACAGCGGGGAAGCCCGUCAGCUUAUUGGCGCCGCUGGUCCCGCCCCAUAGCUCAGGGCAGCCUUUAACCUUUAGCCCCAGCGGGCGCCAGCCACUCAGAUCGCUUCUUGUUGGUAUGUGUAGCGGCAGUGGCCGCCGGCGGAGCAGUCUGAGCCCGACGAUGAGGCCGGGGACUGGAGCCGAGCGUGGAGGCCUCAUGGUGAGUGAAAUGGAGAACCAUCCUUCCUCGCGGGGUCCCGGGGACGGGGAGCGGAGAUUGUCCGGCUCAAGCCUUUGCUCCAGUUCUUGGGUCUCUGCUGACGGCUUCCUGAGGAGACGGCCCUCGAUGGGGCACCCUGGCAUGCAUUAUGCCCCAAUGGGAAUGCACCCUAUGGGACAGAGAGCAAAUAUGCCUCCUGUACCUCAUGGAAUGAUGCCACAAAUGAUGCCCCCUAUGGGAGGGCCACCAAUGGGACAAAUGCCUGGAAUGAUGUCUUCAGUAAUGCCUGGAAUGAUGAUGUCUCAUAUGUCUCAGGCUUCCAUGCAGCCUGCCUUACCGCCAGGAGUAAACAGUAUGGAUGUAACAGCAGGUACAGCAUCUGGUGCAAAAUCAAUGUGGACUGAACAUAAAUCGCCUGAUGGAAGGACUUACUACUACAAUACUGAAACAAAACAGUCUACAUGGGAGAAACCAGAUGAUCUUAAAACACCUGCUGAGCAACUAUUAUCCAAAUGCCCCUGGAAGGAGUACAAAUCUGAUUCUGGAAAGCCUUACUAUUACAAUUCUCAAACAAAAGAAUCCCGCUGGGCCAAACCUAAAGAGCUUGAGGAUCUUGAAGGAUACCAGAAUACCAUUGUUGCUGGAAGUCUUAUUACAAAAUCAAACCUGCAUGCGAUGAUUAAAGCUGAAGAAAGCAGUAAGCAAGAAGAGUGCACCACAACAUCAUCGGCCCCAGUUCCUACAACAGAAAUUCCGACCACAAUGAGCACCAUGGCUGCUGCAGAAGCAGCAGCUGCUGUUGUUGCAGCUGCCGCCGCUGCAGCAGCAGCGGCUGCUGCAGCCAAUGCCAGUGCUUCCACUUCUUCAAAUACUGUUGGUGGAACUGUUCCAGUUGUUCCUGAGCCUGAAGUUACUUCCAUUGUUGCUACUGUUGUAGAUAAUGAAAAUACAGUAACUAUUUCAACUGAGGAACAAGCACAACUGACUAGCACCCCUGCUAUUCAGGAUCAGAGUGUUGAAGUAUCCAGUAAUACUGGAGAAGAAACGUCUAAGCAGGAAACCGUAGCUGAUUUUACUCCCAAAAAAGAAGAGGAGGAGAGCCAACCAGCAAAAAAAACAUACACAUGGAAUACAAAGGAGGAGGCAAAGCAAGCGUUUAAGGAAUUAUUGAAAGAAAAGCGGGUACCAUCCAAUGCUUCAUGGGAGCAAGCUAUGAAAAUGAUCAUUAAUGAUCCACGAUAUAGUGCUUUAGCAAAGUUGAGUGAAAAAAAGCAGGCCUUUAAUGCCUAUAAAGUUCAGACAGAGAAAGAAGAAAAAGAAGAAGCAAGAUCGAAAUACAAAGAGGCUAAGGAAUCUUUUCAGCGUUUUCUUGAAAAUCAUGAGAAAAUGACUUCCACAACCAGAUACAAAAAAGCAGAGCAAAUGUUUGGAGAAAUGGAAGUCUGGAAUGCAAUAUCAGAGCGUGAUCGUCUUGAAAUCUAUGAAGAUGUUUUGUUCUUUCUUUCAAAAAAAGAAAAGGAACAAGCAAAGCAGUUGCGAAAGAGAAAUUGGGAAGCCUUAAAAAACAUACUUGACAAUAUGGCUAAUGUUACAUACUCUACUACGUGGUCUGAAGCCCAGCAGUAUUUGAUGGAUAAUCCAACUUUUGCAGAAGAUGAAGAGUUACAGAACAUGGACAAAGAAGAUGCAUUAAUUUGCUUUGAAGAGCACAUUCGGGCUUUAGAAAAGGAGGAGGAAGAAGAAAAACAGAAGAGUUUGUUGAGAGAAAGGAGACGACAGCGAAAAAAUAGGGAAUCUUUUCAGAUAUUUUUAGAUGAAUUGCAUGAACACGGACAACUACAUUCUAUGUCAUCUUGGAUGGAAUUGUAUCCAACUAUUAGUUCUGACAUUAGGUUCACUAAUAUGCUUGGUCAGCCUGUUUUUUCAUUAGGAUCAACUGCCCUUGAUCUUUUCAAGUUUUAUGUUGAGGAUCUUAAAGCACGUUAUCAUGAUGAGAAGAAGAUAAUAAAAGACAUUCUAAAGGAUAAAGGCUUUGUAGUUGAAGUAAAUACUACUUUUGAAGAUUUUGUGGCAAUAAUCAGUUCAACGAAAAGAUCAACUACAUUAGAUGCCGGAAAUAUCAAGUUGGCUUUCAAUAGUUUACUAGAAAAGGCAGAAGCUCGUGAACGUGAAAGAGAAAAAGAAGAGGCUCGUAAGAUGAAACGAAAAGAAUCUGCAUUUAAGAGUAUGUUGAAACAAGCUGCUCCUCCAAUAGAAUUGGAUGCUGUCUGGGAAGAUAUCCGGGAGAGAUUUGUAAAAGAGCCAGCAUUUGAGGACAUAACUCUAGAGUCUGAAAGAAAACGAAUAUUUAAAGAUUUUAUGCAUGUGCUUGAGCAUGAAUGUCAACAUCAUCAUUCAAAGAACAAGAAACAUUCUAAGAAAUCUAAAAAACAUCAUAGGAAACGUUCUCGCUCUCGAUCGGGGUCAGAUUCAGACGAUGAUGACAGCCAUUCAAAGAAAAAAAGACAGCGAUCAGAGUCCCGUUCUGCUUCAGAACAUUCUUCUAGUGCUGAGUCUGAGAGAAGUUAUAAGAAGUCAAAAAAACAUAAGAAGAAAAGUAAGAAAAGGAGACAUAAAUCUGACUCUCCAGAAUCAGAUGCUGAGCGAGAGAAGGAUAAAAAAGAAAAAGACCGGGAAAGUGAAAAAGACAGAACUAGACAAAGAUCAGAAUCAAAACACAAAUCACCUAAGAAAAAGACUGGAAAGGAUUCUGGUAAUUGGGACACUUCUGGCAGCGAACUGAGUGAAGGGGAAUUGGAAAAGCGCAGAAGAACCCUUUUGGAGCAACUGGACGAUGAUCAAUAAAUUAUACCAAAUACAUGUUUACAGUAUGAUUUAAAGUCUAAUUCUGACCAGGGACUCUAUUUUAAGUUCAAUUGAAAUAACACUGGGUUUUAAUUAUAUCACAGAAAAAAAAAGUGCAUUUAAGUAUUGUUAUUGUGGACUUUAUAAAUGCAAAGAAAAUUGAAAAUAACUUCUGAUUCUGUAUCAAGAAUCAUAUUUUCAUACAGUCAUAACUGUCUUUCUGUGACCCUUUCAUAGGGCACUGCAGGAUGGAUUAAAGGUGGCAAUUUACUGAUAACUGCAGAUGUCUCUACUUUGUUCUAAAGUCUAAGUCAUGAGGUGAUUUGAUUUACUUUAUAGAAGUUGGAUUUUGAAGAUAUGAUAAAAUUUUGAUAAUAUAGUAGUACAAAAAAAGCACCAGCAACUGAUAAAACUGCUUUUUUGUGCACUACCCAACUGGUUAAAGCCAAUGUUAUCUUUUAUGGUGAACUAAGAAAUAGGUGUUUUUGAUGUAAGCUUGGUAGACCCGUAAUUAUAGUGGUGCUAAUGAGCACUACUGUAAUAAAGCCACCAUUAUUUUUUAUGAAACAUCUGAAUACAUUUUAAAAAGGCUAUUGUGAGGGCAUUAUUUUGAGCAUCUAUUUUGAGGUGAUGUUUAAAAAGUUAACAUCAAAUCAAAUUGUAAAUUAGUUUAAAUAUAUUGCCUUAAGGACCUACUAAAGAAUGUGCCACCAAACUUUAAGUGAUAGUUGCUAUAUUCUUGUCUUAAAAAAAAAAAAUGAUGUUGACUUAAACAUUUUCUUUAACAGUUGUUUUUUUAAAUCCAGUCUUUCUCUUUUGCCUUUUUUUUUUUUUUUUUUUCCCCCAUUGAGGAAGUCUUUUACCUUCCCUGCUCACUGAGAAGUAUUGACUUCGUGGUACACAUUCUAAAGCAUUUCUGAUUUGAAUAUUUUUGUACAUUUUUAUCAAUUAUUAAAUCUUCUCUUCUAGUGUGUACUAGUAUUUAUUUCUACUUAAACUGCUCAGCUCUAAAGAAAUUGUAUGAUCAUUUUAAAGAUACUAAAUCCUUGAAAUUUUGCUUCAUCUUACCUACAUAGCUAGUUUACUUUCCUUUUUUUAAUAUUUAAGAAUAUUAUAAAUCAGUACAUUUGAGGUCCCUAGAUUUGUUUUUCAUCUAUGAAUUUCCUACAGAAUAUUUUAGAGAGGUAAUGGCUUGAAGAUAGAAUACUCUUUACAUGCUAACUUUUGCAGGUUGGUAAUGUAAUUUAUACUAUUUUCCUUCAGUGCAGGAAAUUUUUUUAAGUAAAUAAGCAAAUUUUAGCUCUUACGCUUUGGUAUUAUCUUAGGUAUUAUCUUUGUUAUUCUUUUAAUUUGGACAAUUUAGAAGAACAGUUUUUCCCUUACCAUCCUAAUGAGUUUGAAAGUGGGACUGACCAAGACGACUCUUUCUCAUCCUGCCCCAUGUUUGAAAUAAAUGUAGUGUCCACUGUUGAAAGCCUCAAAAAAGGGGGCAAAUUUGUUUCUAAACUUUUCUCUGCCAUGCCAUUUUUCUGCUAUGAAGUAUGCCACAAUUUUGUAGAAAGUAAGAAUCAUUAUCUUUGAGAAAAUGUGAAUCAAAUUGCUUGCUUGAGAUUAGUCUCCUAUUGUAUAUUAGAGUCAAAACACAUAACUUUGGCAACAAGAAGUUGCCUAGACUUAAUUUUCAGAGGUCCCAUUGCAAUGAUAGUUAAUAUUGCUAAUCAUGUCAAACACUUGACAUGGAAAUCAGUGGAAAAUCUUUAAAAUAUGCAUAUGCUAUUGGCAGGUAUACUAGUGAUGUUUCAUGAGAGAAUUUAGAAUCUGUAAAACUGUUUAAAUUACUUCCAUGAAUGAUGAUUUUUAAAGUACAAAUUUAAAGUUUUGAUUUUUCUAUUUAAAUAAAAAACUAUUGAUGUGUUUUAGCAUGUCCUCAAAA